This is a messenger RNA of Myzus persicae (green peach aphid), 1403 nucleotides long. RefSeq names its product polyprenol reductase. Lineage: Eukaryota; Metazoa; Arthropoda; Insecta; Hemiptera; Aphididae. The record is from RefSeq and is a predicted model, not a curated record. Gene Ontology annotation, molecular function: 3-oxo-5-alpha-steroid 4-dehydrogenase activity. The transcript has a single exon. Gene Ontology annotation, biological process: dolichol-linked oligosaccharide biosynthetic process; polyprenol catabolic process. Gene Ontology annotation, cellular component: endoplasmic reticulum. Bases 163 to 1083 code for a protein of 306 amino acids.
CAAAUUUUCCCACUUCUAAAUAUUUUUAAAAAAUAACUGUAAAUCGUAAAUGAAAACAUCAGUCAGCUAACUGUAAACGUAAUUAUGGAAACUGGAAAGUUUCUCUUUUCUCUUCUGAACACUAACCUAUUCUGUUCAGAAUACAUGUUUUGAUCAAUCAAUAUGGACGUUUCGUUUUUAAAGAUCAUUUUUGCCUUUAUGGCGUUUUCAAUCGUAAUUUUAAGUGUGCUAAUUAAUUUAAUUGAAUCUAAAUUACCGGUGUCUAUAGUGCAAACAUUCAGGUAUGGUAAAUUUUCAAGUGAAAAGAAACAUUUCUUGGUCAACUACUUGGAAGUACCAAAAAAUUGGUUCAAACAUUUCUAUGUAUUUGCUGCUGUGUGGUCGACACUUGGAUUUGUGUUAGUAAUAUUAGCUUUUGUAUUCAAAGUGCCUGUUCCUGAAUUCAUAACACAUUUUCUGGACACAGUAGCACUAAAGAAUCGACGAACGUCAUACAAUGCAACUGCGACUACUGUUGCCAUGUUCUGUAUGCUAAUCCAGUGUUGGAAGCGUUUUUAUGAAACACAUUAUCUAAGUAUUUUUUCAAAUUCAAAAAUUAACAUUUCACAUUACGCUAUUGGAUACAUACACUACUUUGGUUCUAUAGCCGCCAUAUUAGCUGAAGCACCAUCACCUUUCACCACACUUUCUGUUGAUCAUCAGUCCUACUUCUCAAUUAAUGAUAUAAACAUUAGACUGAUCAUUGGAAUUAUUAUGUUUUUGUGGGCUUUCCAACAACAAUAUUUGGCAAAUGUAAAUUUGGUCAAUUUGAGAACAAACAAAGAAGGAAAAGUCAUUACAUAUGAACACAAAAUUCCAACUGGUGGUUUAUUUGACAAAAUAUCUUGUCCUCAUUUGUUUUGUGAAAUGCUUAUGUAUAUGGCCAUAUACAUCAUGCUCUGGGGAAGUCAGAUUUGGCCAUACAUUUUUUUUUGGGUAUUGAGCAAUCAGUGCGAGUCUGCAAUGCUUAAUCAUUGGUGGUAUCAAUCAAAAUUCAAAAUGUACCCUAAAGAAAGAUAUGCUUUCAUUCCAUACAUAUUAUAAUUUGAAUUGUAGAACUAGCUAUUGUUAUUUUUUCAAACGGAAUACCCAAGAGGUUUAAGAAUUUAUACUUUUGUUAUUUAUUAUUUGAAUUAUUCUAGUUAGUAGUAAUAAUUUGUUUUUAUACACCCAUUUAUAUUAUUUAUACAACAAGAAAUUUAAAUUUGCAAUGACACUAACAUUGAUAUGUUUAUUAAAUACUGUCAAAUUUAGUCUUUUUUUUUCCAUUAGGAAUUUAUUUUAUGGUGCUACUAAUUGUACUGUUAUUAUUUAUGUUAUCUAUUGUUAUUGCUUAAAUUAGAAAUUCGUUCAAUAUUACUUUA